This is a messenger RNA of Symbiodinium natans, 891 nucleotides long. Lineage: Eukaryota; Dinophyceae; Suessiales; Symbiodiniaceae. The record is from the annotation of a GenBank genome assembly.
AUGCGGGAUGAUGACGGCUUCACCCUGUUGCAUUUGGCUGUCAUGACACCCCCCAGCGACCGCGUCUUUGCCACUGUGGCCCUGCUUUUGCAGUUCCGGGCAGAGGUUGAUUGCCGGAACCUGCUGGGCGAAACGCCGCUAAUGCUCGCCUGCCGUGCUGCCAUGGAACGGCCCGGCGAUGCCUCACCAGCUGGUCCAUGGCUUCGCCCAAUGCGCAAGCUGCUCGAAGCGAAGGCUGAUCCGAAUGCGGCUGAUCUUUCUGGCGAGCCACCUCUUAUCGAAGCUGCCUGCUACGGCGACCUUGAGGUUUGUCAGCUGCUGCUGGAGGGUCGCGCAGAUGCUUCCCACGAAAGCACAGUGGGUGUGACGGCUCUCGGGUUGGCAGAGUGCGAAGGCCACAGAGAGGUGGCUGAGCUGCUUGCCCAGCAUCUGGGGUCUGCUGGCAAGGACUCGCCAGCCAAAGCUGAGGAGGCCGGCACCGUACACGCCGAUGACCCUGAGAAGGCGGAGGAUACUUUCACCCACGAUCCAGGUGUGGAUGUCUCAUCGCUCCCAGACAGCCCGGUCAAGAAGAGCCCGCCAAACGACGGAUUAGAGAAGAUGACAGAGGCUGACAUGGAGGCAGGUGAGUCGCAGAAAGACAUCAAUGAUGAAGAGCCACAAUUGCAGGAAGAAUCGACGGAGGCUGCGAAGCCAGCUUUUGAGGCGUCCUUCACCUCCGAGCCAAGUGCUCCCCAGGAGCCGGAAGUGUCGGAGCUUCCGGAGGCACCGAACAAGAGAUACAAGAGUCCAUCAGGAAGGUCGGAAGACAAGCUGCUAGAAAGCUGUCCAGCCACCGAUCCAGAGGCAGCUCCACCCAGCGCCUCGGCUUUCAGUGCAGAAACGCCUUAA